Betta splendens (Siamese fighting fish) is the source of this 2178-nucleotide messenger RNA. It is a transcript of the gene eda, whose product is annotated as ectodysplasin A. Gene Ontology annotation, biological process: immune response; animal organ development. NCBI's taxonomy places the organism in Eukaryota, Metazoa, Chordata, Actinopteri, Anabantiformes, Osphronemidae. Gene Ontology annotation, cellular component: membrane. Gene Ontology annotation, molecular function: death receptor agonist activity; death receptor binding; tumor necrosis factor receptor binding. The record is from RefSeq and is a predicted model, not a curated record. The transcript has 8 exons. The coding region runs from base 157 to 1269 and encodes 370 amino acids.
UCCAUUGUUACUACAGCGACUCGAAGAAGUUUGCGCCGACCUGCCGCUGCUGCACCUAUGAGUCUCCACGUUCAAUGAAUAGCCGCGGCCCGCGCGACACGAGCGCGACCCGAUUAUGCCGAGAUAAAGAGCAUCUGCCUCGCGCUCCGUCCGAUAAUGGCAUGCGAUGGUCUGCACGCGGAGGACUUCCCGGACAAAGUGAUGCCCAGAGCGGCUCCCUGCACGUGCCACAAGAAGUGUAGGAGUCGCGGCAGCAGCGUAGUCUUCCUGGGAUUAUUCCUGCUGUCCCUGUCUCUGCACGCUGUCACCCUCGUCUGCUAUUUGGAUCUGCGCUCCGAAGUCAAACGGGAAAUUAUCCACCAGAAGCGGGACUCCAUGUUGUCAUUAGCGGGGAGCGACCCGGCUGACCCGGCGCCGCCGCUCGCGCCCGGGCACGCGCGCCUGGACUCCGGUAGCAGCCACGGCGGAGAGGGUCGCGAGGAGAACGCACUGCACAGAAAUAGUGACGUCCGUGCCACAGAGGACAACAGGGGCAUAACUCAGCGAGCGAAAAGGAGCCCCGGCAAGCAGCCAGAAGCAGAAUUGACUGGGAAGGAAAGAAAGAAGGACAGGAAAAAAGGGAAGAAAAGGUCUGUGCCAGGCCCCCCUGGUCCCCCUGGUCCCCCGGGCCCCCAGGGGCCACCAGGCAUCCCUGGCAUCCCUGGGAUUCCAGGAAGCAAUGCUGUAGGACCAGCAGGACCCCCUGGACCUCCCGGGCCACAAGGACCGCCGGGCGCUCAAGGUCCUGCAGGGGUUGUCGAUAAGGCCAAAACAAAGGAAUUCCAGCCUGCCGUCGUCCACUUGCAGGGGCAGGAAACCACUAUCCAAGUGAGAGAAGACCUGUCCGAAGGCAUCCUGAGGAACUGGAAGAUGUUGUCCAUCCACCAUCGCGUGUUUAAAAUGCACUCUCGCUCUGGAGAGCUGGAGGUGCUGCUGGACGGUGUCUACUUCAUAUAUAGUCAGGUAGAAGUGUACUACCUCAACUUCACUGACAUUGCCAGCUAUGAGGUGAUGGUGGACUCCAACCCGUUCCUGCGCUGCACCUGCAGCAUCGAGACGGGCCAGCGCAAGUUCAACACCUGCUACACGGCUGGCGUGAGCCUGCUCCGUGCGGGCCAGAGGAUCUCCAUACGCAUCGUCUACGAGGACACGCUCAUCAGCAUGACCAACCACACCACCUUCCUGGGAAGCGUCAGACUCGGAGAGGCUCCAUCUGCUGGGCAGAACUGAUAAUUACACAGCCGCCAGCCCUCUGCAUGAAUAAGAACGUCACACACAGUGAAAACAGAUCAGCCCAGAGUCACGCUGUCUCAUCAUCUUGCCCAAUGUAGGAUUUAUGAAUCCAUUAGCUGCAACUUCUAGCCUGAGUUUGGCCCCUGUUGUGAAGACACUUAAUCUCCCUCCCUAAGACCUCUAGGUCUUUAAAGUUGAGAAAUACCAAGUGACUCGGGUUGACUUUAAUGUCUAUCUAUUAGAAAGGACGACUUGGACUUUUCUGCCCCCCCCCCCCUCGCACUUGUCCUGCGCAAAGAGAUCAGCUACAGUAAAUUUCCUCAUCAAACAGCCGUAUCUAUUUAUAGUUGCAACUUUGUGUCAACACAGCCAGCAUCUCGCUUCAUAACACAGAAGGACACUGCGCUGACGGAAACUUAAUAGUUACACACUUUCAAGUGCUGUUGAAUGAUAAUCUUGUAUCUCCAAACCUACCAGCUGUUACAGAUGUUUCAUUCACACUUUGUAUACUCAGCAUUUUUAAUUAAUUUAAUUGUUAGUGGUUAUAAGUGAGUGGUUUACCAAAGAAAAUACCAAGAUAAAAUAAUAGUAUGAGAUCAUAUAAGCGUUGAAAGCCAAUCUGAAGUCUAUCUAUGCAAAGCUGAGAGCAAUCUACUAAAACUGGAGGUAUAAGGCAGUCAUAGAACAACAGCACUAUAUAUUUUGCGCACAUUUGCACUACAGCAUCUCUGCAGAAUAUCAGCGAUAUGUUUUGUUGCCGUGCUGUUGUUUAGUUACCAUAUGAGUGAAUCCAUGUGGGAAAAUGAUAGUUGUUUAUACGUCUCUGUACAUAUUGUAUAUAAAAUGGGAUAUACUUUUGUAAAUGGAGUUGAUUGAUGGAUUAAAAUGUUUCAUUUUCUGUCCGAA